This is a messenger RNA of Bipolaris zeicola 26-R-13, 1224 nucleotides long. RefSeq lists its product as uncharacterized. Gene Ontology annotation, biological process: NAD+ catabolic process; NADP+ catabolic process. Gene Ontology annotation, cellular component: cytosol. The record is from RefSeq and is a predicted model, not a curated record. Gene Ontology annotation, molecular function: NADH pyrophosphatase activity. The transcript is spliced from 3 exons. Bases 1 to 1224 code for a protein of 407 amino acids. NCBI's taxonomy places the organism in Eukaryota, Fungi, Ascomycota, Dothideomycetes, Pleosporales, Pleosporaceae.
AUGCUACCGCAGCCAGACCUCCCUGAGCCAGCACACCCGGGAGUCGAUUCGAUGCUGAGCCGCAAGUUUGGAAAGGAAGUAGCCAAUUACUUCUCUGGGUCUCCAUUAAAUCGUGUGGGUUUCCUUCGUCCCGACCACCAAUUUCUGUCUUCGGCACUACACCACCCAUCUUCUACUUUCCUUCUCUUCAAUAAACUCGAACCGCUCGUCAAGUCAGCCACCGAGCUUGCUCGCUGUACUUUCUCGGAUGUUAAGCCAAUCAUUGGCGACAACCCGUUUGAGAAGUCCGAGGAGGAUGUCAUUGCGCAGUACAAUUCGACUCUGUAUACGCCGCAGAUUAUCUUUUUGGGACUGGAUGAGAGGAAAGAUGGCUUCAAGUACAAGGAGCAUUACAAGGGCCAGCCGUGGUUCGCCGUAGAUGUCACGCCGCAAGAAAGCGUCAAGGAAAAGGCAGAGGAGUUGAUCAAGAAGUUCGAAGAGCAGGGAUUGGAGUUCAGCAAGGGACGGAUGCAUAUGAGUCUGCCCGCCGAAGAAGCGGCUAUCUACGCCGAAGCCCGCCACCUCCUCGACUGGAACGCCCGAAACCCCUUCUGCGCCUCAUGCGGCUACAAGACGCUCUCCGUCAACGCCGGGUUCAAGCGUACAUGUCCGCCCAAGGACAUUGCAUCCAGCAUUGAUCAAGGCGAGCGACCACCCUGCGCUACUCGCACUGGCAUCUCCAAUCUCUCUUUCCCACGUACUGACCCCACCGUCAUCAUGGCGGUCGUGUCCGCCGACGGCAAAAAGAUCCUUCUUGGUCGUCAAAAGCGGUGGCCCCCGAACUGGUAUUCUACCCUCGCUGGAUUUCUCGAGCCGGCCGAGAGCGUCGAGGAAGCCGUCCGUCGCGAGGUCUGGGAGGAAUCCGGUAUCCAUCUUGGUCGUGUGGUUAUUCACUCUACACAGCCAUGGCCGUACCCUGCUAACCUUAUGAUUGGUGCGGUUGGCCAGGCGAUUCCGGAGGGGGAGACCAUUCAUCUGGGCCACGAUGCCGAAUUGGAAGACGCAAAGUGGUUUACGGCUGAGGAGGUUAGGGAGGCGUUGCGUGUGGGGACGAGUGGGCUGGGAGAGGGUGCUGGGCCCGAGUAUAAGGAGGGUGGGCUGAGGUUGCCACCUAAGACGGCGAUUGCGAAUCAGCUUAUGACGGCGGUUGUGAAUGGGUUCGCGAGCGGAGGCCCGAUGAUUUAA